Molecule: messenger RNA, 834 nt
Organism: Homarus americanus (American lobster)
Lineage: Eukaryota; Metazoa; Arthropoda; Malacostraca; Decapoda; Nephropidae
Exons: 3
Coding region: 35-601 (188 amino acids)
Source: RefSeq, a predicted model, not a curated record
CCAACCCAGAAACCUCACUAGUGCAGCAACAACAAUGCGAGCCUCAUCACUGGUGGUGGUGGUGGUCCUGACGGCGGUGGCUGUAGAAGAUGUGAAGCCAGAGGAGCUAUCCAAGGUUUUAGUGGUCCCAGAAGUCUCAGAAGUGAAAUCUCCUGCAGGUAACUCCACCGACCGUGAUCGGUUUAUCUUCGGGCAGUACUCGACGACGACUUAUACGAAUGUGGUGAUGGUCACCUCCACAGUGUUCUUCUCCUGUCUGUCUGGGACCUCUGCUGCUGUCUGUACUGGGCGACGCAGGAAGAAGGACUUACGGAGGUUUAUGUCUAUUGAUGAACUUCCUGAAUAUGAUAAAAGAAGUUUUGAUCUGGAGAGCAGCCACGACGAAGACGCGAACCACGAGGAUAAACAGGUAGCUUAUGAAAACCCAGAGAGUGCGUCGGCACAAACCGACACCAAGUUGUUCUUCCAGGUAUGGACCACCACUCGCACCACAACUACCGUCACCUUGCUCUUCACAGACACCAAUACCACCAUCCGUCUCUCCUACUUCUGCCAAGUGGGACAGCAGCAGCUCCCUACCUUCAACUGUGGGGGAGCUUAGUGAGGUGAAUAGGUUGCCAGGAGGGAUCUAUUAAGAACUAACUAUACCUAGAAAGAUUUAGAAAAGUUUAUAAAGGCAUAGCAAAUCUGCUUUAGACUUUGUAAGACCCAAUAAUGCCUGUCUAUGGUCUAGUGUCCCCACCUGGUGACGUCUGACCUGCCCAACUUGAACCUUUGUAGAUAUUGUACAUGAGCAAGUGAGUCCAAACAAAUAUACUUAUAUGAGCUUCUAAA